This is a messenger RNA of Dictyostelium discoideum AX4, 435 nucleotides long. RefSeq lists its product as hypothetical. Lineage: Eukaryota; Evosea; Eumycetozoa; Dictyosteliales; Dictyosteliaceae. The record is from RefSeq and is a predicted model, not a curated record. The transcript has 2 exons. Bases 1 to 435 code for a protein of 144 amino acids.
AUGGUAUUGCAUUUAGAAAAUAAUUGUAAAGGAAUAAAUAGUUUAAAAAGUAUACCUCGUCAUGUAAUGCUUUUAGAUGGAUUCAAAGAAAAAUUAUCUGAAGGUAUAUUACCAGAAGGUGUUCAGAACUUAUUUUUAGGUGAUAUAAAACAAGAUUUAACUAUUGAUUCAAUUCCCAACUCUGUAAAGGCUGUUUAUUUAUUAAAUGGAUUCAAUCAAAAAAAAACCUGCAGGAAUGGGAUUUCAACCAAUAAAUUAACCUGCGGUAUAAUACCAGAAGGUGUCAAAACCUUAGAAAUAUGUGAUAUAAAACAACAAUUAACUAUUGAUUCAAUUCCUAAAUAUGUAUCUGAAAUUAUAAUUCAAAGAAAAAUAAAACAAACAAUUAUUCCUUUCCAAAUUCCAAAAAAUAUAACUUUAAAAUAUGCUGAUUAA